Messenger RNA from Pelagomonas calceolata, 627 nucleotides. The record is from the annotation of a GenBank genome assembly. NCBI's taxonomy places the organism in Eukaryota, Pelagophyceae, Pelagomonadales, Pelagomonadaceae.
CAAGGUCAAAUCGCCUGCAGCCGUGUGUUUUUACAAUACCACUGGCUCAUUGCAGCCCAAACGCAUCCCUGCAGCCUGCCACAAGCGCGGCCGACGCGUGCCAGAGCUUCGCAGCCUCCAAAACCCAAGGGCUCUCCCGAACGCAGCAGCACAAUGCGCCUCCGGCGCGCAUUGCUCUGCUUGUUGCUACGAUAUUACGUACGAGCCGACGACCUCGACGAGGAGGACCUCUUCGACCUCGAUGGAGAGGGCGACUACGAGGACCCGGAGUCUUAUAUAGAAUACGACCAGGCGUUGUACUACGACGGCCCCGACGAUUAUUACGACGGCAUCGAGCAGUUUAAUAUGGAGGACAUGGCCGACUACCCGGGCGAGGUCUCGCCCGAGCUCCUCGAGAAGAUUUUUGGGGAGAACCCCGCAAGCGGCGACGAGCUCGACGCACUCUUCGAGGAGUUGGGCCUGGGCCCCGAGGGCGUCCUGUACGCGGACGACGGUUACGGCGAGGCGUUUUUCGACGACGAGCACCCCGACCAGCACAAGUCCACGGUGAAGCUCGUCGAGCCCGAGCUGGGGGAUGUCGAGGAGGGCCUCUACGAGCGGUUCGGCGAGGGCGAGGACGAGCUCUGA